Messenger RNA from Drosophila eugracilis, 2245 nucleotides. It is a transcript of the gene Bdp1, whose product is annotated as transcription factor TFIIIB component B'' homolog. The record is from RefSeq and is a predicted model, not a curated record. Gene Ontology annotation, cellular component: transcription factor TFIIIB complex. The transcript has 3 exons. The coding region runs from base 104 to 2179 and encodes 691 amino acids. Gene Ontology annotation, biological process: RNA polymerase III preinitiation complex assembly. Gene Ontology annotation, molecular function: TFIIIC-class transcription factor complex binding. NCBI's taxonomy places the organism in Eukaryota, Metazoa, Arthropoda, Insecta, Diptera, Drosophilidae.
CUCGUGGUCGCGGCUGCAUUGUUUUUGUUGCGUAGAUUUUGAUUCGAUUUAAUGUGUGAAACUGCCUUUGAGCCUGGAAGAAUCCUAAAAGAACCCAGGCAGGAUGUCCAUGCGGCGCCAGCGCAUCAAGGCUCCGGCCAACUUGUCGCUAAUCAAGCGCAAGCCACGCAAGGAGGAGCUAACAGCGCCGAAGGUAGAACCAGAGGAGGAGAAGGGGGCGGCUGUGGCUGAAUCCCCUACCGAUGCAACACCCCCUUCGGAAGUGGAACUCGAGACUGAUGCAAUCGCCUUUAAAAUGCCCGCCAGCUCGGCUGGGCAACUCGAGGAUGUCUUCCAUUCGGAUCUUGAGGACAAUGUCAUUCAAAUGGAUUUGCAGAAGACUGCCAAUGGCUUUCCCAUGUCCCCCAGCAAGGCGCAAGCCCGCCAGCGUGUUCGGCCUAUUCCCGUAUUUGGUCAGCGGCGCAAUAGCCUUGUGGGCUCACCAAUGGCUGGUGAUUACGAAGGAGACUACUCAUCGCCGGCCACGCCUACGCGGCGGGAGCGCUACCUCAGCGGUUCCUCGUCGGGCACACCGCAACAGCAGCAAGUGUCCUCACCCAUGCCGCCAUCACCAUAUAAAUACCUUCCGCCUGUCAUGAGUCCAGGCAUGGGUCGCAUUCGCACCGAGUCUACGUGUUCCACGUAUUCCGAAGGUGGCAGUAAGCUGCGAAAAGGCGAUGACAAGUCGCAAAACCAAGGCGGACAGCGUUUAAAUGCACGGCGAGACUUCGAGACUCGCUUUAACAAGGGCGUUCCCGACAAGUCCACUUUUAAGAUGAUGGACAUGAUUUUUUACAAUCCAGAGAACAACCCUAUGGUGCCCAAGCAGGCGGUAACGACCAUCAAGGACGAGACCAACGGCGAUGAGGCUAAGCCCUCGAUGGCUCAGCUGCUGGAGGCUAAGGGAGAGUCCACAACUGCCAUGUUGGUCCCUCAACUAAAGCUCGAUGCCAAUGGCGAGAUGAUAAUUGAUGAGAAAACCCUUGAAAUCGAGACCACAGCGGAGGUAGAAGCCCGCAAAGUGUUGGCCAACUCUUCACUUAUUCUAAUGGACGAAACAACGGGUGAUAAUGGAUUCUAUAAACGCCACAAACGUACGCCCUACUGGACGUCCGAUGAGACAGUCCGUUUCUAUCGAAGCCUUCAGAUCAUUGGGACAGAUUUCUCGCUGAUGUGCCAAAUGUUUCCAACUCGUUCUCGUCGAGAUCUCAAGCUCAAGUAUAAAAAAGAAGAGCGCACCAAUGGACAGUUGAUCAACAAGGCGCUACUCUAUCCUAAAGCUUUUAACAUCCAGGAACUCAAGGAUCAACUUGAGGAAGAGGAUCGCGAGCGGGAGGAAAAUGAUCGCCAGUGGAGGGAAAUUUCCCGUGCUGUUCCGGGCAACCCUAAAAAGCGUGCGCGAAUGCAGCAACAAAGUAAGGCAUCUCGAGCUCUGAACGAUGGUGAUGUUGUAUAUGAAAACGAGCACGUGACAAAUAAGAAGCUUAGCAAGCAGGCCUGGUCCAAAAGACGCAAGGAGUUGGAGACCGAUGAGAAUGACGGAAGUGCAUCUGCCAAAAGAAAACCCAAGGCUAAACGACGGAGCCCUAAAAGUGUGGAAGCAGAAGGACAGACAGAUCUGGCGGACAUUAAACAGGAAAAAGCCAUUAAAACUGAACAAACAGGAAGCCAUUUACCAGCAGGGGGAGAGCUACAGGCUGAACUUAAUGGACUUCUGAUGGAUGAUCCGAUGGAAUUCGAAGAAGCUGUAAGCAAGCCACGUGAUAAAACUAUCACCAAUAUGGAUGACGGUUCCCUUACCUAUGUAAGCGACGUCGAAUCCGGAAUUGAGACUCCUAAUCGACGACCGGAAACAUAUUUAAUUAACUUUUUUGAAGACCAACAACAUAGUCACGAAGUUAUAACUCCUGAUGACCCCAUUCCGCCCACCACUACAGAACCUGAUAUCGAACAAAUUCUCUCCGAGCUGGCUGAGGGAUCUUUGGCCCUCGUAUCGUCCUUAGAUCCAGAGCACGAGGAUCGGGUGCUCAACGAAAUCUACAUGCUGGACAAAAAGACGGGCGAGUUGUGUGAAACACCGCUGAAUAUACCAGAGCAUAUUGUUCAAUGCAUAAUGGAUGUUAUGCAGUUAGAGGACUAAAAUCAUUUUAUAUAUUAUGUUAAGUGUAUUUGUUAAUAAUUAUAAUUUAUUAAAGCAUUUCGCUAG